Messenger RNA from Suillus subaureus, 837 nucleotides. RefSeq lists its product as uncharacterized. The record is from RefSeq and is a predicted model, not a curated record. NCBI's taxonomy places the organism in Eukaryota, Fungi, Basidiomycota, Agaricomycetes, Boletales, Suillaceae. The transcript is spliced from 2 exons. The coding region runs from base 1 to 837 and encodes 278 amino acids.
AUGCAAUCCAUUAUUCGUCCUUCAAGCCUUGUUGGAGGGUCUUAUCAUGACUAUGAUGGCCUCCAUGACAAGAGUGCAUUCCAAUGUGCAGCUGGCUUUCAUUUACUAAAGGAACACAUGCGGGAUGGAGCUCAUAACCUUCAAGUUGAAGCCAACAGGAUGACUUGUUUCACAAGUUGUCCUAUCUCACGACUCUCACCCACAAAACACUGUGUGGCAUCGCUAUCCACUGUUAGUGUGCAUGACUCAUCUGACGAGAGCACCUGUCCACCCAUAACCCCUCCCUCUGACAAGGGCACCUUUACACCUACUGCCCUUCCCCCUGUUAUCAGUCAUGUCAAUCGUUACUUGCAGCGUGAAAAAGGACAGCACAAGCCCUAUCAGAGGGAUGGUCCUUCCACACUAGAGCGUCAUUGUGCUGAAAGCCAACUUCACCCUGGAGGCUCUGCGACUUUGGUGAAUGAGCAGGAGUUGGAACACCUCUCAUUCAAUGCACUUGCUCAAGCCCUCCUCACAAAGGAAGCUGAUGUUGAAUGGAGGUGCUUGCGUACUCUGACGAUGGCAUGGGAAAUAUAUACCUUGGAACAACACCAAAGGUUUCUUCACAUGGUCCUAGAGGACUACAGUGAAACAUAUGCAAGUGCUACCUCAGAACCUUUUAUGACAUCUAUUGAAGCACUCUCUCAUUGCAAUGUUGAAGAGCUCCAAGAAUGCAUAAAUCUUUGUCAGGUCAUAUACAACACUGAUACCAUGUUAUUUGCUGCUGGAUACAACCAACUUGAUAUCAUUGAAGACAUUGCUUGUGUGUGUCUUGGUGAUGGACCAAAGGACUGCUAG